Molecule: messenger RNA, 1008 nt
Organism: Schizosaccharomyces cryophilus OY26
Lineage: Eukaryota; Fungi; Ascomycota; Schizosaccharomycetes; Schizosaccharomycetales; Schizosaccharomycetaceae
Product: TatD DNase family Scn1
Exons: 1
Coding region: 1-1008 (335 amino acids)
Molecular function (GO): hydrolase activity, acting on ester bonds
Source: RefSeq, a predicted model, not a curated record
AUGAGCUUAAAUACGAUUAUUGACGCUCAUUGCCACCCAACAGAUACACCAGAGGAUCUUCAUUUCGUCCCAGAUUUGUCUUUGGGGAAAAUUAUAGUCAUGAGUACUCGCCCUAUGGAUCAAGAAUAUGUCUCAGAAUUGGCAGAAAAGUAUCCCGAAAAGGUAAUUCCAAGCUUUGGUAUUCAUCCUUGGUUUUCGUAUCUGAUAUAUGAUCCUAAUGGGUUAACUCAGUCUGAUGAAUCGACUAUCAAGACUGAACAUUAUAAAAAAAUCCUCUCACCUGAACCACCGGAUGAUUUUAUUCAAGCUUUACCUCAACCUACAUCCCUUACAGAACUUUCAGAAACCAUUUCCCGACUUCUCGCCAAACAUCCUUCUGCUUUGGUUGGCGAAAUUGGAUUAGACAAGCCUUUCCGAUUGCCUGUUGGGCCUUAUGAUGCUAGAUCUUCUUUGCCGCAAGGACCGUUAUCGCCUCACUAUGUUCGUAUGGAACAUCAAAUCAAAGUGUUUGAAUCCCAGCUGAAGUUGGCAUCGAAAGAACAAAGGACUGUCAGUAUUCAUUCAGUGCAAACUUACACUUAUAUAUACGAUGUUUUAUCGAAAUUCUGGGAUGGUUAUUGGAUACCCUCAAAAUCUCAAUUGAAGAGAUACAAACCAGGAGAAUACGAAUCUAUAAGAGAAGGUCAAAAAAAAAACUAUCCACCAAGAAUCUGUUUUCACAGUUACUCUGGGAGUGGUCAGCAGAUUUCCUUGUUUUCUGCUCACAAAGUGCCGUCCGAGUUUUACUACUCAUUCUCCAUUGGCAUCAACAGUCGUUAUAAAAAGAUGGAAGAUACAAUUCAAUCUGCUCCGGAUGACCGAAUUUUACCAGAAAGUGACCAUCACAGUGCCAAUAGCCUUGACAAGCUUGUGGGAGAAUCUGUUUCUGCUAUUGCUCAAGCAAAGACUUGGAGUAAAGAAGACACUAUGAGUAUUUUAAGCAAAAACUCUUCUUCCUUUUUAUCGUGA